Pichia membranifaciens NRRL Y-2026 is the source of this 2205-nucleotide messenger RNA. RefSeq lists its product as hypothetical. Gene Ontology annotation, cellular component: nucleus. Gene Ontology annotation, biological process: recombinational repair. The coding region runs from base 1 to 2205 and encodes 734 amino acids. NCBI's taxonomy places the organism in Eukaryota, Fungi, Ascomycota, Pichiomycetes, Pichiales, Pichiaceae. The transcript has a single exon. Gene Ontology annotation, molecular function: ATP binding; 3'-5' DNA helicase activity; hydrolase activity. The record is from RefSeq and is a predicted model, not a curated record.
AUGGCAGAAGAGAACGACCGGGAGGCUGGUGAGUUCAAAGAGGUGGAAAUCAGAUGCACAGAUGCGCAAAGAGAGGUGAUCACCGCCGAAUCGAUGCCAAACUCGUUGAUUAACGUGAUCUCGGGACCCGGAACAGGAAAAACAACAACACUAUGCAACAGAAUUGCCUAUCUGCUUGGCACAGGAGUGAGGCCGUCGGAGAUUAUUGUGUUCAGCUUGACAAACCAGUCGGUUAAUGACGUGAAAAAUACGUUGGCAGGCAUUCUCGGAGACACGUUGGCGGCGGGCGUGCAAAUAACUACCAUCCACUCAUGCGCAAACAAGCUUGUGUCGCUCAACUCUGCGUACUGGCAGGUCACCCGUGACAAGAGCAGCUUGGAUCCGAAGAUACUGGACUCUUUGCUUCGGUCGUUGACGGUUCCGGACCUCAGGAAAGAGCGCAACGGCUCUCUUGUUGGGAAAGACAACUCUCUUGCUGCCAAAUUGAGCAGCCAGGAAAUCAGAAAAAUCAAGAUGACGAAUCCAACUCUGUAUAAGAAGCUGUUGGGCUAUGAAAACCCUGGAAUUUCUACUUUGGUGAAGUCUGAUAACGUCUUGUACGAUAAAAUUGUGUAUGAAGCCACAAAAAUGUUGCACAGAAACCAUACCAGCAUGCAAGCCUCUACGACCGACGUUGCAAGCACCAAUGUAAAUAUACCCGCUAGCAUCACGAAUGUCAAAGAAGUGAUUGUGGAUGAGUUUCAAGACAUUUCCUCUGUGUUGCUAGACUUCAUUUUAGAGAUCUCCAGGGGUAGACAGCUAACAGUGGCCGGCGACAUCGACCAAUCUCUCUACACCUUUAAUGGUGCCACUCCAGACGAAAACAUCAAGGCUAUAUUACCAAUAUACAAGCAAGAUGGAUACAAUUUGAAAGAAAUCAUACUUGACGAAACGUUUCGUUUUUCAAAAAGCAUACACAAGCUUUCUCUCAACUUAUUGGGAACGGAGUAUUCCCUAAUCAAAAACACUGUAGAGGAGGAACCAAUAAACAUAAUCCGAGAAGAGUUUUUUAGUACAGCUGAUGAGUUCGAAUUUGUAUAUAAAGAAAUCAACGAUUUAAUCGAUGCUUCCAAAGGCUUUCUUUCCCCAAAAAAUUUUGCAGUGCUAUCCAACAAAAACUUCAUUUUAGACAGAUUCAAAGAGUAUUCUGACAACAAAAACUCCAAUCUCAAAGUCAAACGUAUAUUUGGCUCCCAAAAAUGGCUAGAUACAAAGGCGUCUUCAAUAGUAUCAUUUCUGCAACUUCUUGAUAACCCUCACAGCGACCCAUCCAUGCUUGUCGCUAUCAGUUUCUUGGAUGGAAUUGGCCCCAAGAUGACAAUGCAAAUAAAAAAAGAAGCAGAAGAUCAUGGAAACUCUAUUUAUGACUACCUUAUUAGCUCCGAGAAGUAUGCUAAGAAAAUUGAUCGGAACUUGUUCAGUCGUUUGGAAAAGUUGACAGGCGACGUAGACAGAACAGACCCCAGCUCUAUUGUUGUCUGUCUGAUAGAAAUAGGUAAUCUUUUCAACUUUCCUAAACUCCUAGGCACAGAGGUUGCACAUGCUCAGUAUAACAAAAUCCUUAAAGAGCUCUUCGAAAACCUUAAAGUACUAAAAGUGAUCCAUCCGUCUGAUGUAGACUUACUGUCAUACUUUCUGAGCAACUACCAAGAAGAGUUUUUAAAAGAAAGUGAUUUGGAGACGCUGGAUACAGAUAGCGUCGAUGAUUUUGUCACUGUUUCCACCAUUCACGGUGCAAAAGGGCUUCAGUGGGACAUUGUUUUCGUUCUGUCAAACUUAGAUUUUUCUAACCUUGCAUCGUUCCCACUAAAUUCUAGGACAAACUAUGUUGCUGCAACGAGAGCUAGACAGUUACUGUAUUUGAAUAAGGCUGUCACUGAGAAAAUGCUUUACGUGGAUACAUAUAAACGGGAUGAGGCAGAUCAGAGUACAGUGAAAGUAAACUAUAGGAAAACUAUGGUCGACUAUAUUCCCGAGCUAAAGUUGAAAGCUCUUCCGAAUAAUCUCAAAGAGUUGCCGGAGUAUGAGAUGCCCAUUGGAAGAACUAAAAAUAUGGAACUCUUGGGGAGGCUUUUGGGAAACAUGGCAAAACGUAAUGUAUUACCUGUGCCGUCGUCUAUGAUGGGAGUAAUGACGCAUCUUAAAAAAUCAUGUAGAAAGUUGUAA